AUGCCGCCGGCCAUGAUUUGCACCCCCCCCUUUUGGACGCCCCCCUCUUGGCCGCCUCCGAUCUCUGUCACCGCCCCGAGGAUCGUCCCCGAGGGCUGCUCGAGCAUCAACUUCCCGCGCCUGCUCGGGGAGGACGGCGCGCGCGCAAUGCUGGAGGAGGCGCGCCGGGUAGGCGCCGCGGAGGCUCUCGCAAUGGGGCUGGUGCAGGAGGUCGUGGAGAUGCCGCGGUUGCUGGGCCGGGCCCGCGAGAUCGCGGAGGAGCGGGCGGCCCGGGGGCGGCCCAGGAGGUUCCUCGAGCUCGGGGGCGCAGAGUGGCACGCGGCCCUGAGGGAGGCGAACCGCCAGGAGUCGGUCGCGCUGGCCGAGUCCUUCCUCCAGCGCCCCUUCCUGGAGGGCCAGUACCUCGCAGCGGCGGCGAAGGGGGUGGACCAGCUCGAGUUUUGGAAGGCGCGGGACGGGGACCCGAACCCUACCGACGAGGACGAGGACCCCGUCCUUCUUCGAGCUGCGAUGGCCGCGGACGACGACCUGGACAGGCGCAUCGCGGAGGCCUCCGCCGCGGUCGAGGCCCUGCGGCUGCAGAGCAGCAAGCUGGACGAGGAGCUCGAGCUGCGCGCGGCGCGCGUCGCUCCACGCGCUGGUGGUGCCGAGGAAUUUGGCGCGCCAGGGCCGUCCGCCGCGCUCCCAGCACCCUGGGCGCCCGCGGCGCCGCCUGCCGCGGUCCAGGAGGCCCUUCAGCAGCCGCUGGACGCCACGCAGCCCUCGCCGCUGGGGGCCGCCCGCGUGGCCUCGGCCGAAGCGCAGCGCCCGGGCACCCCCAAGGAGGAGGACGAGCGGUGCCCCGAUGUGGCACCCGGCGCGGCCCUGCCCGCCUCUCGCACCUCGUCGCCAGCGGCGGAGGUGGCCGAGGCGCAGGCCUGGGAGGCGGCUCGGCCCACCGCCCGCAGCCCCUCGCCGGAGGAGCCGGCGGCGGCCGAGGGGGAGCCCGCGCCGCCCGCGGCGCCGGAGGCAGCGGCCGAGAGGCCUGGCGCCGACAGCCCCGACGCCGCAGAGGGCGGCGCGGCGGGCAGGGCGUGGGAGCGGCCCGUGGGCCCGCGCUUGGCAGGCCCGCGCCUGGCAGGCGUGGGAGUGGGCCCACCUCCUGUGGAGCGGGCAGCGCGGGACGGGAAGGAGCUCUGCGCCGCCCUGGGACGCGCGCUGGCGCCGGAAGGCCGCGCGGAGGCGGACGCCGCGCCGGCCCUGCGGGCGGCGUGCGAGUUUCUGGAGGACGCCCGGGACACGGUGGCCGAGUUCCAGUCCUGGCAGAACUCCACCGAGCAGCUCGGCGGGCCGGGCGUGGAGGUCGAGAUCGACGAGGUCAGGGUCUUCCAGGGCCCAGGGGUUCAGGGCAUCUGGGGUUCGGGCCCCCGCGGCUUCCACGCGACCCCGGUGGCGACCUCCGCGGCCAUCGAGGCCGCGGAGGUCCGCAUAGAGCGGCUGCGGCGCCAGCUCCGGGAGGCCGAGGACGACCUGCAAGCCCUCCAUGGCGUGGCUUGGCUUAGGCAGCCGUUCCUGAGGCUGCGCCGCGCCAUCGAGAUCGUGCACGCGGCAACGUGCCCCAACCAGCUGCCUACGGGCAAGUUGCGCGCUCGUUGCGGGGCGUGCGCCCCGGGCGACGUGGCCGCCGCCCUCGAGAUGAGGUGCAAGCGCGUGCGCGUCCGAACGAGGGAGGGCGGCGGGGACCUGGCCGAGGACGACGACUGGGAGCGGCGCCGGCUGGAGCGGAGGGCGCGGCUGCAGCGGCACGCGGGCCCCAGGGCCGCCCGCGGAGGGUCCGAGGGCCACGGCGAGGACCGCGCCGCCCCGGCUGCCGCGGCGCCCGCGCCGCGCGCGCCGCCCCGCGCGGCGGCAGGCGCGGGCGGGGGCCCCGCCGCGGCCGAGGCCCCCUCAGCGGGCGGGCGCGCCGCCGCGGCCGCGGCGCCGGCCACGGGGCAGGCGCUGCUGCAGGAGCUCGACGGUGCGUCGCGCCUCGGCUUCGAGGACCCGAGGUGGCUCUCGACCUGCGCGGCCCUCAAGGGUGGCGCGCACAUGCUCACCGUGGGCCAGCUCCUGCGCGCGGUGGAGUGCCUCGCCAGCGCACCGCGCGGCGCGGGCGGGGUCGGCGCGGCGGCAGCGAACUCGGCCUGCCGGGAGGCGGCUGAUGCGCUGCUCGCAUGCCUGGCACCGCAGCUCGGGAGCCUGGGCGUGGCCGCGGUCGUCGACGCGCUGCGGCUGAUGGCGUCGUUCGGGGUCGCGGAGCAGACCUACCUCGACAUGCUGCUCUCCCAACUCGCGGUCCUCGGGCGCCGCGACAGGGCGGCGCUGGCCGUCAGCGUGGUGGCGGCUGCCGGCUCCAUCGGCUCGCUGCAUGCCAACGGCGUCAGCGCGAAGAAGGCCGCCAGCGCAGCUGGCUCGGCCGCCAACAAACGCUGCGUGGAGUUCCUUGCCGAGGAGGUCGUGGCCAGACUGGGCGAGUUCCGCGAAGAGCAGCUCGCGGGAGUGGGCGCGCCCUUCGUCGUCAGCUUCCUGGACGACACGCAGCGCCGGGCCUUCCUCAGGAGGAGUGCCGAGCUGGAGGUCGGGCUGCGGGUCACCAGCAGCGAGUGGCUGGGCGCGAUGAAGGAGAUCGAGAGGGCGGUGCGCUCCCAGUCCUUCGCCUUCGUGGCCAGCCUGCCCGACCAGGCCAAGGUUUUUAUGAAGACGCUCCCAGCAACCAGGGUGAAGUUCGCGCACAGCUCGGAGUUUCAAGCGAUGGGUUUCGACAACACUGUUGAACGCACUGUCAAGCGCAUCAGGAAUGACGACUUCGGCUGCUGGCUGCAGCGUGAAACAGCGUAUCGGGCACGCAUCUUCUAUGAGACCAUACGUAAGGCGAACCGUUAUCCAGUUUCCCAGUCGGGCCAUACCCGAGAGCAGGCGUGCCACCGGGGUGUCGGGAUGGCUACGCCAGCUAGGAGUCUGCUGCUCGAGCGGGAGGAGACAGGCUACGGCGAGAACGACCCUCUGGUGGACCACGAGUUUCAGCAGUCGUCGGACGCAUCUGGCCCCGACCUGGCUGGGCUGCUGAGGUAUUGCAGGUUCCGCAUCGACGGGUUCGAGGGCGAGAAGCACGCGGUGUUCAUCCCAGAGGGCACGCCAUUGAGCAGGGAGCUAAUCCAGGAGAUCUGCGAGCUUCUCGACAGGGACCCCCCGUCGAUGACGCUGAGCGGACAGGGCACACUGCUUCACCCGAUGAUGAUCGCGACCCCGGAAUUGAGGGCCUGUCAGGGUUUCCGACCCCUCGUAGAGGAGGCCCACAGCAGCCUUGGCAUCCGCAAGAAGUCCGAGGGCUGCUGGUGUGGGGCCACCUCUGACGCGGGCCGGCCCGACGACGGCUCGCUGAGCGAGGCCCAGAGCCAGGCGCUUCAGGACUUUGCGAACGCAGUGCUGGACAAGAAGAUCACAUCGAUGGUGGGUUCGAUCGCAAGCGCGGCCAGCGAGACGAACACCUGGUUCCUCACGGGCCCCACUGUGUCGACCUUCGACGUCUUCCUCCAGCAGUGCGUGCAGUGCGACUGCGCGGAGCCAUUCCGGGUGGUCGCCGCCCACAUGCAGGACGCCGCUUGGAUGCGGUGUAAGACUUCGAUCGAGCUGAUGCGGAUGCUCUUCGCCAAGUCCAGGCCCCUGAACUCGUGCUGCGCCGAGGAGCUGGAGUGCACUGAGCUGCCUGGAUCAUUUUGGCAGCCGGAGUCCAACCAGGCCAACCCGGAGUUCAGCCAGCACGGCUUCGGCUUCUGGUCGUUCCAGAAGGCCUCGUCGGCAUACGCAGAUCGCCACCCUGUCACCCAGUUCCCGUGGCCGUUCGCAGACCUGUUCCUGCUCAGAUUUCGCGCCCUCCACGACGGGGUGCCGUCUGCGCCGGUGCAAGCUGACUGGACCUUCGCCACUGAGCAGGCGUUAGACAGCAACGCUGCGGGCUUCCAACACGAUUUCUUGGGGCCGACAGGGAGUAUUUUCGUGGGCGGUGCCACCAAGGGCAAGUUGAUCCAGUGCAUCCAGUCCGCCUGCCCGACGGUGAUCAUGGACAACACCCCAGGCGUGAGCAAGCAGUGGGGCUCCCUGGUGAGCCUCAUCCGGAGGGUCCUGGACAGCGUCGCGAAGAAAGAGUUCAGGGCGUUGGGACACUGUGGCGGAUCAUCCGAUAUGUGGGACAUGCUGCCCCCGCUGACCGACGGAAUGUCGAUCCUGCAGGCCCUGUCGCCGAGCCGGGUGCUGGACUACAUUGACACCAUGUUCAGCACCGUGGCCAUGGAACAGCGGAGCCGGCUCACGCUCGGCGACGUGGUGUUCGUGCUGGAGACGGCAAAGUCCAGGCCGCAGACAUUCAAGGAGGCGGUGCAGGUCCUGAAUCCCUUGGAGGACUCGCCUGAGGACGCCAUCUGCUGCGUGACCUCCAUGCUCUGCAGCAGCAUGAGCGCCAAGGAGGCGAGCCCAGCACACCGCGGACUGGUGCUGCAGGGCUGGCGGUUGCACCACCGCCUGACCCGCAGGGCGGACACGCAGAGGCGCCUCGCCACGCUCCUGGCCGUGGCCACCUCGGUCAUUUUGCUGGCCUCGAUUUGCGUCGCGGUGGCGCUCAUCGACGGGCAGCUGGAGGGCGUGCGACUGGACGAAGGGCGGCUCGAGCAGUCGCUGGAAGUCGACGGGGGCCUCGGCUCUGGCGAAGAGGAACCCCUCGGUUCCUGGCUCCGCCUCGCCCUGAGCGUCGCCGCCGCGGCCCUGCCGCUGUUGGCCGGCGCGCUCGUGAGGCUGCACGGGCGCCUGCGGCCCGUGCAGGAGGCGGCCCGGGCGCAGCUGGCCGCCGCCCAGGUCGUGGCGGAGAUCUACUUCUUCCUGGGCGGGACCUGCAGGGCCGCCGAGCCCGACCAGGCCGACCAUGCCCGACGGCUCGCGAGGCGGCUGCGGGAGAUCAGCGGCGAGGCGCUCGCCGGGCUCGCCGACGGCGGCGACGACGACGACGGCCCCGCCCCUGACUUCGCGGCGGACCCCGGGGCGCUGCGGCGGCACGUCAGCCUCUCGCUGUACGGAGUCUCGGAGCGCGGCGGGCGGUGUAGCCAGCUGCUCGCCUGCCUCGGCGGCGGCGACCCCCGCGACGACCUGGCGCAGGGCGGCGCGGACCCGUUGCUGCCCGUCUCCGUCGAGUCGUACGUGAGCACGCGCAUGGCCCCGCUGGCCAAGCGCUACUCGCGCUGGGCAAGGGCCAUGAACGCCUCGCGGACACACUUGGGGCUCCUUGUGUUCCUGCUCCUCUGCGGCGCGACGGUGCUCGGGGCCAUGGGCCUCGUCGUCGUGAUCCCGCCGACGCUCGGCCUCGCGUCCUGCAUUGCGACCCUGCAGGCACGGCUCGCGCCCGCGGCGUCUGUCUCGGCCGUCAAUUACGCCCUGAGCGCCCUGACCAACCUCGACCUCCACUGGCACGGGCUGAGUGUCGCGGAGCGCAGCUCGGAGGACACAAAGCACCGGCUGGUCUCGAGCACGGAGCAGAUCGCUCUGGCCGUCGCCAUGGCCGUGACCCAGAUUCCCGAUUUGGGCGACGACGACGAUGAGGACCAGGACGGCGGCCCCAUCGUGGGCCGCCACGCCGCGCGCGGGGCGGCCACGGCGCCCUGCGGCCGCAGGCCCAAGGGCGCCGUGACACCCCGGAGCGGCGGCACCCCUCCCCCGAGCGCGCGCGUGGCCAGGGUGUGGUGA
Prorocentrum cordatum is the source of this 5748-nucleotide messenger RNA. The record is from the annotation of a GenBank genome assembly. Lineage: Eukaryota; Dinophyceae; Prorocentrales; Prorocentraceae.